Messenger RNA from Dufourea novaeangliae, 865 nucleotides. RefSeq names its product ubiquitin-conjugating enzyme E2 N. Lineage: Eukaryota; Metazoa; Arthropoda; Insecta; Hymenoptera; Halictidae. Bases 276 to 731 code for a protein of 151 amino acids. The transcript is spliced from 3 exons. The record is from RefSeq and is a predicted model, not a curated record.
AGAAGCGGUUGCGAAGACUGUAGCGCACAUUUACGUGUGGAAAUUUAAUUAACACUUCGUUAAAGUGUUCCUUUAGGGUUGCACGAUAGAUCCUAAGCAGUUUUUUGAAGUCGGCUUGGAGGCCGAUUAUCACGAGACAGUGACGAACUGCGAAAAUAAAAUUAAAAAUCGAUUUCGAGGUUUCUAGAAGAAAAGGACACCAGAAGGUGGACGAUCUGCCUGACUUUGCGGGGUGACGCGGGGAUAUUUUCAGAUAAUCGGAAGUUCCAUCAAACAUGGCUGCUCUUCCACGAAGGAUUAUAAAGGAAACGCAGAGACUGAUGCAAGAACCAGUACCUGGUAUCAGUGCUGUACCAGAUGAUACAAACGCUAGGUAUUUUCAUGUAAUUGUAACUGGUCCAGAAGAUUCGCCAUUUGAAGGUGGACUUUUUAAACUUGAAUUGUUUCUACCAGAAGACUACCCAAUGUCUGCUCCUAAAGUUAGAUUCAUUACAAAAAUUUAUCAUCCAAAUAUAGACAGAUUGGGCAGGAUUUGUUUGGAUAUUCUCAAAGAUAAGUGGAGUCCUGCUCUUCAGAUCAGGACAGUUUUACUGUCAAUACAAGCACUUUUAAGUGCUCCAAACCCUGAUGAUCCCUUGGCAAAUGAUGUAGCUGAAUUAUGGAAAGUAAAUGAAAGCGAAGCGAUACGUAAUGCCAAAGAGUGGACUCGGAGAUAUGCUAUGGACAACUGAUCUCAGAUCAUCCAUGAUGCAAAGUGACAUUACCCCUAUCUUUCCGGUUUAUUGAUCACAUUACCCGCACGAGCAGCAUAUCCUGCACUUAUGUCCAUAUUUGCUAUAAAAAUAAUAAAAGUUUUGUAAGAGUA